Drosophila busckii is the source of this 394-nucleotide messenger RNA. RefSeq lists its product as uncharacterized. NCBI's taxonomy places the organism in Eukaryota, Metazoa, Arthropoda, Insecta, Diptera, Drosophilidae. The record is from RefSeq and is a predicted model, not a curated record. The transcript is spliced from 2 exons. The coding region runs from base 62 to 391 and encodes 109 amino acids.
CAAUUGCAACUGCAGAUUCAGUUCAAACUAAAUCAAGCUUCUGCUUAAAGCCACAACAGCAAUGUUCGUUAUCAAGCUUAUAACAAUCACGUGUGCUUUGGCGCUUAUGGCAACUGCCAGACCGUUGGAUGCAUUCAGUGAGGAAGACGAUCGGCUGAAUGAGAUAAGCGCAGAGUUUGACAGAAAACUCAGACUGCCCAAUGUGGAUCGCAUUUUUAGCAGCGCUGAAGAACAAACAAAACAGAUUCGCAUUAAAAUAAGAAAUGCAAAUAAGAUUGACAAGGCGGAGACCACACAGAGCUCCAAGCAUGCGCAUAGCAUGAUCACCUCCAUGUUAUCCUUUGUUAGUAGUAUGUUCAACUUUGGCAAAACGAUGCUGCGUAAUGAAUAAUUA